Messenger RNA from Morus notabilis, 1027 nucleotides. Its product is annotated as inorganic pyrophosphatase 2. Bases 84 to 917 code for a protein of 277 amino acids. The transcript is spliced from 4 exons. Gene Ontology annotation, molecular function: phosphatase activity. NCBI's taxonomy places the organism in Eukaryota, Viridiplantae, Streptophyta, Magnoliopsida, Rosales, Moraceae. The record is from RefSeq and is a predicted model, not a curated record.
CUCUAUCUUUCUCUCUUUCUCUCUCUUAAAUCGUUAGUUGAGAGGUUGAGUAGGGAGAAGUUCUAUACGUAAGUAAACUAGGAAUGGCCAACGACGUGGUUUUUGUGUUCGACUUCGACAAGACGAUCAUCGACUGCGACAGCGACAACUGGGUCGUCGAAGAGUUGGGUUUCAACGACUUGUUCACUCAACUCCUCCCUACUAUGCCCUGGAACUCUCUCAUGGAUAGAAUGAUGAUGGAGAUUCACUCUCAGGGAAAGACAAUUCAUGACAUUGCGGAAUGUUUGAAACGUGCUCCAAUUGAUCCCACCAUUAUAUCUGCUAUUAAAUCAGCCCAUGCUUUUGGGUGUGAUCUGAGGAUAUUAAGUGAUGCAAACGCCUUUUUCAUUGAGACAGUCUUGAAACACCAUGGGAUUUUGGACUGCUUCAAGGAAAUUAAAACAAAUCCAAGCCAUAUUGAUGGAGAAGGCAGGCUUCGAAUCUCGCCGUACCAUGAUUUCAACUCAUCCUCUCAUGGCUGCAAGAUUUGUCCACCAAACAUGUGCAAGGGUGCAAUAUUGGAAAGAAUGCGAGCUUCUCUUUCAGCAGAGGGGAAGAAAAGAUUUGUCCAUGCCGGGGAUGGAACUGCUGACUUUUGCGCUGGCUUAAAGCUUGAAGAAGGUGAAUAUCUGCUUCCCAGGAAGGAUUUUCCAGUCUGGGAUGUAAUCUGCAAAAACCCGAUGCUCAUCAAGGCAAAUAUUCGCGAAUGGAGCAACUGGGAAGAGUUUGAGGCUGUUUUGCUCGACACAAUUAACGGAUUCUUAUUCGCAGACGACUCUAGUACUGCAGCCAGAGCUGAUCAAGUGAUUCCUGUGGACUGCAAGUUUCAACAGAGUUCCAUCUCUGCUCGCCAAAGUGCUCUCAGAGUUCCUCAUUGAUUACACCGUGUCUUUUGGCAUUAGUUUAUGAUUUUGCUGUUAUUUUUCUUUUGGGAUUAUUACCCUCUAAGAAUCAUUAUUAGACUGAACGAAGUAAUUUGUUGGAUUUA